GUAAAUCUUGAUCAAGUUUUUCCAAGGACAUCAAGUGCAGAGGUAUCAAUAAAUCUUGAUCAAGAAUUUUCAAGAAAAAAAAUCUUUAAAGAACUUGUGCAGAUUUUCUCUUUCUGCAAGACGUGGGGAUAGUGGUCUGUUUAAAUCAUUUUUCCAUGAAGUUUUCAAGAGCGUCAAAGAUAUUGAUGAAAAUUGUCGUGCAUCUCUGAAUGAUCAGGUUAAAAAUUUGGCCUACUUAUCGAAGAAAUAUAAAUUGUCAAAUAUUUUGGAUAUAAGCCGUAUUCGUAAUCAUUUCAAACUGAAUUCAGGUGAGCUAGUGAAAGUAUCAGUGAGAUGUGAUGAGGAUUCAUCAACAACGGUUGAGAAAGAUGUAACUAUUGUUUAUUUAAAAGCCGUUCAAGUAACUGAUCAUUAA
Molecule: messenger RNA, 415 nt
Organism: Didymodactylos carnosus
Lineage: Eukaryota; Metazoa; Rotifera; Eurotatoria; Philodinida; Philodinidae
Source: the annotation of a GenBank genome assembly